AUGAAUUUGAGCUUGGAAGUGGGGUAUUGGGAGGUGGGGAAAUCAAGGGGAAGGAAAAAGAAGAAUGGUGAUGCUGAGGUGGAGACUAGAUGUUGGAUUAAGUUGAGAUAUAUUGGUAGCUAUAUUUCUUCCAGAUCAAAAGUUGAUAGCUCACUUAGUGGCAUUGGCACUCAUGGGGUUAUGGUUUUGGUAUCUCGCCUCUUGGACAUAAUCAUCAGGUGCUUCUAUCGUAAAUACUCUUUCUACUACUGGUUCCUCCAUUCAGCAAGUGCUUCAAGUGCCUCUACAGCAGCAUGCCAGAUUUUGAGGGUAAACGAAAAAUGCUUACUUGAACAAGGAAAUGCACUAGAUUGUGUGGAUCCAAACAUGGGAAAUUACCCGAAAGACGAGGUUUUGCCUGUUCUUAAAUUGGCAUUGAUUUGCACUUCUCAGAUACCUUCCAGCAUGCCAUCCAUGGCAGAAGUGGUACAAAUACUACAUGUGAUCAGUAUUCCAGUUCCACAGAGAUUGGAAGGAUUCUAA
Molecule: messenger RNA, 522 nt
Organism: Fraxinus pennsylvanica
Lineage: Eukaryota; Viridiplantae; Streptophyta; Magnoliopsida; Lamiales; Oleaceae
Source: the annotation of a GenBank genome assembly